Molecule: messenger RNA, 2858 nt
Organism: Sebastes umbrosus (honeycomb rockfish)
Lineage: Eukaryota; Metazoa; Chordata; Actinopteri; Perciformes; Sebastidae
Product: serine/threonine-protein kinase pim-2-like
Exons: 13
Coding region: 181-2109 (642 amino acids)
Biological process (GO): protein autophosphorylation; negative regulation of apoptotic process; regulation of mitotic cell cycle
Cellular component (GO): cytoplasm
Molecular function (GO): ATP binding; protein serine/threonine kinase activity
Source: RefSeq, a predicted model, not a curated record
UCCUUAGAAGCUCAGGACACAGACACAGUGACACAUUUAGACACACUCAGACACAUCUUGUUGCUCUGAGAGUUGUGCUGUUAGAAACGUCUUAGAAACUUUAUCAUUGACAGCCUCAGCAGAGGACACUAACUCUCUCUCUUCUCCAGCUCUUGGAACAAGUUGAGAGCUCCGUCAGAAAUGAGUUCAGCGCCUGCAAUGAAUAGGACUAGGAAGACUAGGAGGCUUCAAAGGAGGACCUGUCCUUACACAAAGACUGACUGGCAGCACAGGACAAAGGUCUCAGAAGAUGAAUACCCAGACACCUCUCUGCACGAUGCCCUUGUGAGACUAUUGAAGAGGACAGCCAGAGAAGACGAAGCAGGACUGUCCUCUUCAGUGGACGUUCACAGAGAAAACCUCAUCUCAUCUGCAGAGGACGACAGACGACUGACAGAGACGAAGGACAACAAACUGAACACCGCACAAAAUGUGCCCGCACAUGUGCAAAGAGAGCUCCCUAGCACGUCAGAACCAAGUUCAACGCCUGCAAUGGAUAGGACUAGGACGACUAGGAGGCUUAAAAGAAGGACUUGUCCUUACACAAAGACUGACUGGCAGCACAGGACAAGGGUCUCUGAAGGUGAACACCCAGACACCUCUCUGCACGAUGAGCUUGUGAGACUAUUGAAGAGGACAGCCAGAGAAGACGAAGCAGGACCGUCCUCUUCAGUGGACGUUCACAGAGAAAACCUCAUCUCAUCUGUGGAGGAUGAGAGCAAGAGAGUCGGUAAGAGAAAGCUUACCGACGAUGAAGAGAAGAGGAAGCCAGACCUGGACCUGACGGAGACCAGAGACGACAAACUGAGCACCCCACAAAAUGUGCCCGCACACGUGCGAUUUGAGCUCCCUAGCACAUCAGAACCAAGUUCAGCGCCUGCAAUGGAUAGGACUAGGACGACUAGGAGGCCUAAAAGGAAGGCAUGUCCUGACAUAAAGACCGUCUGGCAGCACAGGACAAGGGUCUCUGAAGGUGAACACCCAGACAGCUCUAAGGACGAUGUCUGUGUGAGACUAUUGAAGAGGACAGCCAGAGAAGACGAAGCAGGACCGUCCUCUUCAGUGGACGUUCACAGAGAAAACCGUAUCUCAUCUGCGGAAGAUGAGAGCAAGAGAGGCGGUAAGAGACGCGGUAAGAGACGCGGUAAGAGAGGCGGUAAGAGAGGCGGUAAGAGAAAGAAGAAGCAGAGACCAGACCUGACAGAGUCCGAGGACGGCAAACUGAACACCGCACACAAUUUGCCCGUACGUGUGCAAAGAGCUGCAUUCGAGGACAAAUAUCAACAGCAAGAGAAGCUCGGCGAAGGAGGGUGUGGAUCUGUGUUUGCUGGAUAUCGCAAAGCAGAUCAUUUGCCUGUUGCCAUCAAAUACAUCCCGAGCGACAAUCAGUGCAUCAAACACGUGGACGAGCAUGGGAAUACGCUCUCUGUGGAGGUCGCCAUCUUGUUGAAACUGGCGGCCAAUACAAGUGGCUCAGCGGCCUCCUCGGCACCUGUGUCCCUACUGGACUGGUACGAUCUGGAACAGGAGCUGAUCCUGGUGCUGGAGAGACCAGUCCCCUGCAUGGACUUGUUCACGUACAUCUGGUCAGAGGGAGGCUCCUUAAAAGAGGAAGAGGCCAAGAUCAUCCUGAAACAGCUGGUUGAUGCAUUAAUUGAUCUUGAGGAUAAGAGCAUCUUUCACCGGGACAUCAAGGUGGAAAAUAUCUUGAUCGAGACCGGCUCGGACGUCCCGCAAGUUCGCCUCAUUGACUUUGGACUGAGCUGCUUCGUGAAGAGAGGAGCCAAUUACCGUGACUACUACGGUACCUUUAAUUACAUCCCUCCGGAGUGGUACAAUGGUCAAGGCUACAGUGCCGGCCCGACCACAGCGUGGCAGGUUGGAGUGGUCCUGUUUCAUACGCUCCACAGGAACGCAUUUUUUGAGACCCUCGCGUUCCUCGAAAAUGGCAUGACGUUCAACGAGAGGAUGUCCAAAGAUUGCAAGGAUUUCUUGCAAAUGUGUCUGACUGAAGACCCCGAACAGCGCCUGACCCUGGAGCAGCUCAAGCAUCACCCAUGGCUCAGAUAAACCAACCCGGAACACACACGUCCUCGCCAUACGAUACUCAAGUCUUCCAAGUAUUAAUGCUGUGUUCUCUUUGACAGGAAGAACGUGAGGAACCGGGGCGGCCAGCCUGUGAUAGGCUGGCGAGGUCACCGGCCUGUGAUAGGCUGGCGAGGUCGCCGGCCUGUGAUAGGCUGGCGAGGUCAUCGGCCUGUGAUAGGCUGGCGCUACAAAGCCGGCCCCAUGUGGUCCUGUUUGAACGACGUUGGCCUGGCGACCCGGUUGCCAGCCUGUGAUGGCCUGGCGACCCUGGACAGGUCGCCAGACUGUGAUGGCCUAGCAACCCGGUCACUAGCCUGUGAUGGCCUGGCGACCCGAUCACCAGCCUGUGAUGGCCUGGCGACCCGAUCACUAGCCUGUGAUGGCCUGGCGACUUUUGCCCAAUGUCAGCUGGGAUCGGCUCCAGCCCCCCCCGCGACCCUGUGAUAGGAUAAGCGGUUACAGAUGAUGGAUGGUUAUUAUUCAUCGUUUGCCCUUUUUUUGCAGAUCCUGUAACACCCCCAGCCGUUCGAGGAGAGGGGAUCUCUCUUUGAAUUGCCUUUCCCGAGGUUUCUUCCCAUUUUCCAUCUGGCCUCAGGACUUUGGAGGAGUUUUUCCUCGUCUUCUUAGAGAGCUUGGGCUGGGCAGGUUCUGCUCAUAUUCCAAUUAGCCAUUAUUUAAUGUGAUUUUUAAUACUCAGCCAUGAAAAUAAACUUUAAUUAAAUUAAACCCAA